This is a messenger RNA of Vitis vinifera (wine grape), 2010 nucleotides long. RefSeq names its product kinetochore-associated protein KNL-2 homolog. The coding region runs from base 299 to 655 and encodes 118 amino acids. The transcript is spliced from 3 exons. Lineage: Eukaryota; Viridiplantae; Streptophyta; Magnoliopsida; Vitales; Vitaceae. The record is from RefSeq and is a predicted model, not a curated record.
AAGUUUCAAUAUGGAAAUCUAUGAAAAUUGGAAAAUUGAGAAAAGGGUAAGGUUAAAAAUAUGAUUGGUUUUGUAGCCCUAAUCAAGUUUUAACUGACUCAAACAACACUGUAGGAAAUAUUAGCCAUGAAAUAGGAGGAGAAAGUAUCUCGAAUUUGUCUGAUGUUGGACCUCAAGAGCAUCAUAAUAUAAUAGUGGAAAAACUAGAUGAUGAGUGUUUAAAAGAUGGUUCUCAGCAGAAUUCUGAGUUUCCUCGUGCUUAUACAAAUCAAAAUGCAAACAAAACCAUGAAAACAUUAUGAUUCAAGCCAAAAUACAGAGUAAGAACACAAAUGAAUCAGUCAGACCUUCCACUAGGCCUGGUAAGGCAAACCAAAAAAUCGACCUAAAAACCCCAGUUGGGGAGAGAGCAAACAGUUCUGGAAAGAAGACUAAGAGGAAAUUAGAUUACAAUAUACAGGUAACGCAUCCUAGCACCAAAAAGAGAACAGAAGUGUCAAUUGUUUCUCCAGAAUUAUUGAGUUUGAAACGAUCCAGAUCAGGAAGACUACUUUUACCUUCCCUAGAUUUCUGGCGCAACCAAAAGGCAGUUUAUGAUACGGUUCGUGAUAUCUUCCUGCCUUAUACAUGGUUUCAAUUCAAGUUUGCAAGUUGAAUUGAAAUGGAGUGUUUGCACCUCUCUAAAAUGAAAAUGAAGAGCUUGAAUCUCCAGAGUUUCCAAUGUUGUGGAAAAAUGAGUUUGGUUUGGGCAAAAGAAAGAUCCUGAGAUUUUUUAGUGCCAUGAGAAAAAAUAUUGGAUAUCUCAAUUUAUUUAAAUAAUAUUAAAAAUCAUUACAUUUUUAAGAACUUUUGUAUCUCAUAUAAAAAAAAUAUUAAUAUUUUUUAUUUUUAAAAUUUAUGACAAGAAGUAUAAUUAGAUAGAUAUUAAGUUAGGGGUGCAACUUGGGCAGAAUACGGACCCAACCUGUAGACUUGGACAAUCAUUUUCAGUACUCGGGUUGGACAAAAAUUAGGUUUUUUUUUCCCGAACUUAAUCAGGGCUGGGUUUAGUUCAAGGUUCAAACAACCUAAGCCUAACUUGAACUUCAUUUAAUGUUUUUAUAAUAUUUAUAAUGUUGUGAAACAAUUGCCAAUAAGAGGGCACUUCCCUAGUACUUGUGAUGUUCAUAAGGAUUUUAAAACGAAAAAACAGGGGGGAAAUUAAGCUCCUUGAUCCUUAAAGUAGCAGCUGAAAUAUUAAAUGAAAUCUACAAAAGAAAGGCCUCUAUUUCUUACUGAUGUAGCAGACCAUUCAACAAAAAAUUCAGGAAAACAUUUUUCAGGUACAAUUUUGAUUGAUCAACAUCAUCAAAGAUUGUUUUAUUCCUUCACUUCCAAAUACAUCAAGAUACGCAUGGUCGGCUCGUAAGCCAUACUCCUCUCUUUCCUCUUGUAAUCUCCUAGUCAACUAUUCAAUAUGUCCUUAAUUUAGAGAUUUGCUUUAUGCAAACUUUCAAUCUUGUCCUCUCAUAAAUCUGUGUUCCAUUUGUCUCUCUACCAAACACGAUCUUAGAUUCUGAUGACUGGGAAUAUACAUACAAGAUUGGAGUUGUAUGAUGAUUGGGAAUUGUUACCACUAGGUCUAAUAAAUGGGUCCUGAGAAAUUGCAAUCAAUUUAUCCAGAUUGCUAGUUAUUUUUAUUGAAGGUAUAAUGCUUCUAUUUUAUUUUUCUGGCUAUAUUAGAUCAGAAAACCAUCCUUUGGCUCUGUUUUGAUCUCUAUGGUUCUCUUGUUUUCCUUUUCUAUAUUUCUUUUCAGAAAUAAAAUUUUCUGCUACUAUUUAUUUAUUUAUUUAUCUUUUCUCUCUUUCGAUAGUUCUUAAGCCUUUUAUCUAUAGUUAUUGAUUUGGUCAUUGGAAGCUUGCUAAAACAGUAAGACAUCAUAGUUGUUAGCAAUUCUGUUGUGGUACAAUUUAGGAAUUAUUAUUGGAUUGGUUAGAAGCUAGGCACUCAAGCAUUUUAUGGAUAUUGGU